Molecule: messenger RNA, 489 nt
Organism: Exophiala aquamarina CBS 119918
Lineage: Eukaryota; Fungi; Ascomycota; Eurotiomycetes; Chaetothyriales; Herpotrichiellaceae
Exons: 1
Coding region: 1-489 (162 amino acids)
Source: RefSeq, a predicted model, not a curated record
AUGGCAUCCUGGGAGUUCACUGUCAAGCACGACAUCUUGGCAACACCAGACCGAAUAUUCCAAGUCUGGACAGACGGUAACGACAGCCGUGGACCAUGGGUCGGUGACGGGGAGAGGCAGGUUGAUCCUCGAGAAGGAGGCGACUUCUUUUGGAACGACCACAACUUUUCUGACCUAGGUGGUGGGGGUGGAUCUUGGGGUCACUGGGGGAGGUUUACCAAGAUCAAUAACACGAUGCUACCCUACAAUAUCGAGUAUACAUGGAAAUCACAAUGGACGGAUCAAUAUGAGACGAAAGUUCUCGUCUCACUAGAUGUCGACAAGACCGAUGAGAGAUUCACUGAAGUCACCCUCUCAAUGACUGGUCUGCCUGACAAUCGCCAUGGUUAUGAACACAAGAACGCAUGGAUUCGCAUACUGGGAGAGAUGGGAGCUAAAUUCUGGGGAAACGCUAACGAGAAGGAUAACCGUCCGAAGGUUCUGCAUUGA